GAUACAUAUUUGAGCGCUACCUUUGCGACCUUUGCGAGGAUACCUCCAUCUGUCCUUGAACCCGCGAUCUCUAUAGUCUUUGACAAAUCAGCUGCGUCAGGUAUACACAAUUGAAUUUUACCAUCUGCUUCGGGCUGAAAUCCGAUACCGACUACAGAAAUCUGUAGUAAUAAUCGCCAUCGGUGCAGUUUCGGAACGCCAUUGUCUGCCAGUUUUGAUCUAUCCCUCGCCCAUUCAAUGGGUUUCAAACUGUGGGAUGGACUCAAAAUCCGAAAACCCAUCCUUGUCGCUGUCAGGUAUCGGACAUACGGACUAUCGGCCGAUGCAUCCCGAACGACCAUAAAUACGACAUACAUCCGGUGUCUAAAACUCGAUCCAAGUUCCAACGGCGAUGUUCAAACUCUCUCGAACGCUUUCUACUACGCGACGCCAGCUAUAGCUUCACUCAGCUCAAUAUCAACUCAACAAAACCCCGACGACCUUCCUCUUUCCGGAAUACGCGUAUUGGAAUUGGGCCAACUCAUUGCUGGUCCGUUCGCUGGCCAGUUACUUGGACAAUACGGGGCAGAAGUGAUUAAGAUCGAAGCACCAAAAACAGGAGAUCCAUUACGCGUAUGGAGAGAGCUCGACGUAGAUGGCACAAGUCCGUGGUUUAGGAGUAUAGCUAGGAAUAAGAGGAGUGUUGCGAUUGAUUUGCGGAAACCAGAGGGGCGAGAACUUGUCAAACGGCUAGCUAUCAAAAGCGAUGUCAUAAUAGAAAACUUCAAACCCGGCACACUUGAGAAAUGGGGUCUUGGUCCCGAAGACCUCCAUCCAUACAAUCCUUCUCUCAUCUUUACCCGCGUCAGCGGUUACGGCCAGACUGGACCUUGGGCACCACGGCCAGGAUAUGCAUCUGUGUGCGAAGCCGAGUCCGGGUUCCGUUAUAUCAACGGUUUCCCAGAUGUUCAAACUGGUGGUCUUUCUGGCCCUCCUGUACGACCUAAUAUUAGUCUCGGUGAUUCCGUAGCUGGGUUACAUGCGGCAUUCGGUACUGUUCUUGCAUUACUCGCUCGUCGAGAAAAGCGUAAACAGGGUCAGAAUAAAGGGAUGACGGUAGAUGUUAGUAUUCUGGAAAGCAUGCUGAACUUAAUGGAAGGUAUCGUGCCUGAGUACGACCGCAAGGGCAAGAUCCGGGGCCCCUCCGGCUCCUCAGUAACCGGAAUCGUACCCACUAACGCCUACCCUUGUCUUCCCGACACCGAAUCACCGACUGUUCCCUCCUACAUUGUCAUCGGCGCCAACGGCGACUCCAUCUACAACCGCCUCAUGCAGGUCGUCGAACGCCCAGACCUUACCGGACCCUCCUACCAGCAAAACCACCACCGAGUCGAACGGCAGGAGACUAUCGAGAAGGCCAUCUCAGCGUGGACAGUGAGGCAUACCGCGGAAGAGGUGAUAAAAGCGAUGACUGCAGCGGGUGUACCAGUCGGACGCGUUGUCACGGUUAAGGAUAUCGUGGAGAGUGAGCAGGUGCAGGCAAGGGGUGCAAUUAAGGAUGUUUGGGUGGAUGGGAAUGGCAGUGGGAAAGCCGGGUGGAAUUUGAAGAUGACAGGAACAUUUCCUGUAUUGGAAGGAUGUGAAUCUCAACCGAAAUGGGCUGGACCGGAGCUAGGGCAUCAUACGGAAGAAGUCAUGACGGAUGAGCUGGGUUUGUCGCCAGCGGAGGUUGCGAAACUGAGGAGCGAUGGGAUCCUUGGAUGAAGGAUGGACAAUUUUGAAUGUAGAAAUAGAAUUUCAAUGGCUUAGCUAUCGGUAUGUUUUAGCGCACAAGCUGUUUGUUUGUACAAGUACCUUCAACACUGACAUUCGGCAUUGGAUGAUGCCUUAAACGUUGAAUGAUCUUCAAUAGUCUUCAAUCCAUUGUAUCUCAAUGCCACCAUUACCACUGCAGCCGUCCCA
Lentinula edodes (shiitake mushroom) is the source of this 1941-nucleotide messenger RNA. Its product is annotated as CoA-transferase family III domain-containing protein. The coding region runs from base 238 to 1743 and encodes 501 amino acids. The transcript is spliced from 8 exons. Lineage: Eukaryota; Fungi; Basidiomycota; Agaricomycetes; Agaricales; Omphalotaceae. Gene Ontology annotation, molecular function: catalytic activity. The record is from RefSeq and is a predicted model, not a curated record.